Molecule: messenger RNA, 1579 nt
Organism: Ectocarpus siliculosus
Lineage: Eukaryota; Phaeophyceae; Ectocarpales; Ectocarpaceae
Source: the annotation of a GenBank genome assembly
GAUAUAACCCCACACACGGUCGGACGCUUGGAACGUACUGGAAAUACAGAUAGGCUCCUCUACAACCUGUCACCCCGACCCCAUCGCGGCCGACCGCGGGACAACGUAAACCUCGCCGGUAGAGACUUCCAAGAAUGGCGAUCACGAUCUCCCGCCGCGCCCUUCAGGGGGCAGAGAAGCAGAUAUUCGACUUCAUGGCAGAGACCUGCACACCCGAGCAAUGGGCGGCCUGGCUCAGCGCUGCUGUGGUGAACGCCGCUGACAAAGGGAAGGCAGGUCUCGUACAGAAGCUAGUGAAGGCCGGAGCAGAGAUCGGAGUUGCAAUGCACGCGGCGGCGUUGCGCGGCGAUCAGGACGUCGCCAACAGUCUGCUGCAGAACGGAGCAUCAAUCAACGACACCUUUGAUGGCUUUACCCCGCUCCACCUCGCUGCUAUGCGUGGCAGAACAGAGAUGGCACGGUGGUUGCUGCUGGAAGGAGCUGAGAUAGAUGCUGCGGGCCCAAAAGGGACGACACCUCUUCAUUGCUCGAUUGAACGCGGGCAUAUCGCCGUAGUGAAACUUCUCCUGGCAUCCGGUGCCGACGUUGCCGUUCGACAGGGUGAUCAUGGUGUCACGCCCAUGGACGCUGCCGUCGACGGUGGUUUUAUCGGUAUCAUGAAAGCUUUGAUCGAGCACGGUGUUGAUGUCAACUUGGCCUGCACCCUACAUGGUGCGCCUUCGCUGGACUACGCAGCGUACAAUAACAACGUUGAGGCGAUUGGCGUCCUCGUGGAGGCGGGGGCCAACAUCCAAGCAACUCGAAUCAAUGGCGAGACACCUCUUCAUGCGGCUGCAGGCAAGCUCAACUUUGAGGCGACGCUUGCGCUACUGAAGCACGGCGCAGAUGUGCACGCACUCGGUCAGGCCAGGUGGACUCCGUUACACUCUGCAGCACACUCGGCUGGUGACGAAGGCGCUGUGGAGGUAGUGGAUCUCCUGCUGAGGUGGAACGCAGACGAAACAGACGAUGAUGCCUACGGUCACACACCCGGCAACAUUGUCGGAUGCAUGACUCCAGAAACGGACAGUAUGUUCGUGAACGUCCAACGCGUGUGGAAGCUGUUGCAAUACGCUCCGCAAGACCGAGCAUGGCGUCGCCGAGGUAUGCUAGUCCUGUGCCGUGCUCACCCCGAAAGGUUGGGUCUACGGCAGAACGCCAGCCACGUGCAAGAGAGUACGGUGCUGCGGGUAACUCGUAGCCGGACCAAGCUGGUCGAGAGGGAACAAGUAGCCGGCGGCAGCGGGGAAGGUGCUGCGGCGGAUGGCAGAACCGCUCGCGAGUGGUCGAAUAUGGUGUACAGGGUCCUUGGAUUGGACGAAGGCAUCUUUCGGACGAUUGUAGGGUAUUUGUGAUUUCGAUGAGAUCAGCUGCUUUAGUCUUGUCAUGCUGGGGCUGGGUUUACGCCAUUCAGUACAAAUAGUGCAGACUAGUGAGCAUGCCUUUGUUUUUUUUCGUGUUUUUUUCUGUAUCGUAACGCACUACAGAGGCACGUUGGUGUGAUGAGUGUGCCACUAGAAAUUCAUCAACCUACCCUUGU